AUGGUGGCCGAUGUCACCCUGUCCACUGCCGCCGCCCUCGUGUCCACCCUCGGCGGGAGCGCCAGCUCCUUGUCGACCCUGUCGAAGAAAGCGACCACCGGGUCGUCGUCCUGCGCGGUGCCCGAAGCCUGUGGCAGAGGCCGGGGAGGCACGAGCAGCGGAUUGGAAGAGGUCGCAUGCGUGCGCGAGGAGGACACACCGCAGGAGCGGCUUGAUCCAGCCCCUCCCCCAGAGUGGCGCCCCCUGGGGGCGUGGUCCGAACGCCUGUCCUUGGAGGGGCCAUCCAGUGGAUCAUCGCGGCCUCUGCCCCAGCGACGCAUCGAUGGCACUGGCGCCACGACCACUGGCCACCACAGUUUUCGUCUGCCGGAUGAUGGCGGUCGUUCUGCAGGCCGCGGCCUUGACUUGCGUUGUGCUCGCAGGCGACCUCUGGUUCUCGACGUUCAUGUAUGCUACUAUGCCACCUCUCUGGCUUCUUCUAGCUAUCUGUUCAACCAACACCACUUCACUUUGGCAUGCAGAUUCCUCAAAGCUCUCCUGGCGGCGGAGCUGGCCUUGAACGCGGCGCGACUGAUCUACGACGCGGCGCAGGUCUUCUUCCAGAAACCGCUGCCGGCCUUCCGCUGGCAGAUGAUGGGGCUCGUCGCCGCUGACUGGGUGAUGAUGCUCCUCCUUUCCGCUGCUGGGUCGAGCUCCCUCGCCGUGGAGGACUUCGUCCAGAACAACAUGAGGCGUUGCGCGUGGCUGCAUCCCGGGACGUGCGAGCGGUACAAGGCCUCCGGCGUACUUACCUUGCUGGCGUGGGCUUUCACUGCUCUGGUCGCCUGCGUUAUGCUCCGUCUGCAAAGGAUCUGGGAUGAAGACGCCGCCGCCGCCGCCGAUGCGUGAUGGGCGGUCAACUUCUACCUAAG
Molecule: messenger RNA, 911 nt
Organism: Triticum aestivum (bread wheat)
Lineage: Eukaryota; Viridiplantae; Streptophyta; Magnoliopsida; Poales; Poaceae
Exons: 3
Coding region: 1-888 (295 amino acids)
Source: RefSeq, a predicted model, not a curated record